Abrus precatorius (Indian licorice) is the source of this 613-nucleotide messenger RNA. RefSeq lists its product as uncharacterized. The transcript has 2 exons. Bases 45 to 413 code for a protein of 122 amino acids. The record is from RefSeq and is a predicted model, not a curated record. NCBI's taxonomy places the organism in Eukaryota, Viridiplantae, Streptophyta, Magnoliopsida, Fabales, Fabaceae.
AAUGUGAAGGGGAAAGGGCGGCUAGAAGAAUCAGAGUGAAGAGAAUGACGAUGGCGUGGAGAUGGAUCGUGCGAAGAACCCGCGAAUCGAAACCCUUUUUCCUUGCAUUCGCCACCAUAUGUGGCGUCGUUCCGGGAGUGAUAGGCUUCGGCGUCAUGCAAUUCACCAACACCCGCAGCGAGAAGCUCGAGUCCCAUCUUCGCACAAGUGCCCGCCCCGAAUCAUUGAAGAUGGGGCAAGUCAAUAAGGAGAGACUGGCAGAAUACCUUGGAGAGCUACAGCGGAAGGAGGAUACCAAUGACCGCUAUGUUGCUGCUUUAAGAGGAGAGACUUUAACCAGAAAACCUUAUGUGAGAAUCCAACCAAUUUCUGAGAUAACCGAUGCCAGGGCUGACAAGGAGCAGAAGAAAUGAAUAAGUUGUGAAUAUACGUUUUUUAAGUUCAUUAUGAACUUGAUGCUGUUUUGUCUGUAUUUAAUCCUGUUUUACCCCCGGAUGCGUUUAUUUAAGCAAUGAACUCCUCUUUUUUAAGCGAGGUUGGUUAGGUGGGAAUUUAGUGUCCAUGGUUCAGUACAAGACUGCAUUAGCUAUACUUCAAUGUUAUUGAUUUAACC